Messenger RNA from Candida albicans SC5314, 834 nucleotides. RefSeq names its product Dam1p (gene DAM1). NCBI's taxonomy places the organism in Eukaryota, Fungi, Ascomycota, Pichiomycetes, Serinales, Debaryomycetaceae. The record is from RefSeq and is a predicted model, not a curated record. Gene Ontology annotation, biological process: mitotic sister chromatid biorientation. The coding region runs from base 1 to 834 and encodes 277 amino acids. The transcript has a single exon. Gene Ontology annotation, cellular component: mitotic spindle; mitotic spindle pole body; mitotic spindle polar microtubule.
AUGUCCUCAUCUAAACCAGUUACCCCUAGAAAUGAUAGGAGACAGAAUAGUGGAAGACGGCAUCUGCAUAGAUCUUCCGGAAUUCAAUUACCAAGUAUGUCGCCAAAAGUCCACCAUUACCCAAUAGAUGCAGAAAACCUACCUAUGGAUUCACCAGAAAUUGUGGAAAAAUUUGCAUCACUUGCAGAGUCUAUGGAGACAUUGGACUUGCAUAUGCACGAUUUGUGUCAUAUUCAUGAUCAUAUAUCGAAUCAAUUCAACGAAUCGUUUGCAAGUUUUCUAUAUGGGUUGUCAAUGACAAUGUGGUGUGUAGACUUCCCAGGAUGUCCAAGUAGAGAGCAAUGGGAAGCACUAAUAUCGAAAAGGGAAAGAAAAGAAAGAAUUGAAGUUUUAAAAAAGCGUUUGGCAGAUGCCCAAAAAUUAAAUGAUAGACUAAAAUUGAGGUUAUCUGACGAAGCUAAACAAAAACCACAACAAUUAACAUCACAGCAAAGACCAACACACGGGCCCACUAGACAGAUUAAACAACAGCCACGAUCUGUGAAUUUCAAUACACAUCUGUCAGAUAGCAUAUCAACAAAUAGUUAUACAUCAGGAGACUUCAACACCAAUCGUCGGGUGUCAAGAAUACCACAACCAUCUAGAUCAAACCUUCCGUCUUCGAGAUUUCAAGCACCAUCCAAAUCAGGACCUAAUCUUAAUCAACCACCAAGGUAUAUGCGUGGGUUAUUCGAUGGUAAUAACACGUUGAAUACUUCUAAUUAUAGUCGAAUCAAAAAACCUAUCCAUAACCGAUCAGUAAAUAAUUUGCAAAAUAGACCACCCUUUAGAUAG